AUUGCAUUUACGAUGAUUUAGAAUCUGAAAAUCAACAAAACAAAUCGAUGUCUUCUGAUGAGCGAACAUUCAGUAAUGAACCAUUAGAAACAGUCUUAUCUAGUGAUUUCACUUCAUUAUCCAAUGUGUCAAAUAGAAACGAAAGGCCUGUCUGA
Dentiscutata erythropus is the source of this 155-nucleotide messenger RNA. Lineage: Eukaryota; Fungi; Glomeromycota; Glomeromycetes; Diversisporales; Gigasporaceae. The record is from the annotation of a GenBank genome assembly.